Molecule: messenger RNA, 1689 nt
Organism: Pteropus alecto (black flying fox)
Lineage: Eukaryota; Metazoa; Chordata; Mammalia; Chiroptera; Pteropodidae
Gene: SRRM2
Product: serine/arginine repetitive matrix 2
Exons: 5
Coding region: 490-1164 (224 amino acids)
Molecular function (GO): mRNA binding
Source: RefSeq, a predicted model, not a curated record
GAGUUCUUCCUCCUCCUCAUCUUCUAGCUCCUCCUCUUCAUCAUCGUCAUCAUCAUCGUCAUCGUCGUCGUCCUCUGGCUCCAGUUCUAGUGACUCGGAGGGUUCUAGCCUUCCCAUUCAACCUGAGGUAGCACUGAAGAGAGGACAGAACUAGAGGAAAUGGACUUAAUUUUACAGCAGGAGGGAUGGCAGUUAGACCUCAAGAGGAACUCCCUGGGCUGGAAGGAUCUUCAGAGGUCAUCCCAUCCCUCUCCCUGCCUCCAGGCAGGACGGCCCCUCCCCCAGCCAGCCUGCACACACAGGGGCUUCCCCAAGCUGGCUCUCCAAGGAAGGAGACCACCCAGCUUCGCUUCCACACCUGAGCCCAGGGGCCGUAUUCCUCCUUCAGGGACAUUCUUGAGGUUUAACCUUGAUCCCUUGUGCUAAGGGCCCCGCCUGUUGCUUGUGUUAGCAGAGGUUGGGUCAGCUCUGGCCAUUACUCUCCAGAGAAUGCGUUCACCGGCUCUCUGGGCUCAGCUGGGAGAGCUCCCAGGGCCUUUCUCAGGCACCCCUACCCCACUGCUCUUCCUCCAGGCCAAGGAAGGUAGGGUUGGGGCUGGGGCAGCUUGUCUCCUAGUGACACUCUACUCCUCCCACAGGGUCCCUAGCCCCGCCCCAGCCCCCAAAGAGGUUGUUCGAGAGGGCCGUCCUCAGGAGCCAACCCCAGCCAAGCGGAAGAGACGCUCUAGCAGCUCUAGUUCCAGCUCUUCCUCUUCCUCCUCCUCUUCCUCCUCCUCCUCUUCCUCCUCUUCCUCUUCUUCCUCCUCCUCCUCCUCUUCCUCCUCCUCCUCCUCUUCCACUUCUUCCUCCCCUUCCCCUGCUAAGCCUGACCCUCAGGCCUUGCCCAAACCUGCAAGCCCCAAGAAGCCACCCCCUGGUGAGCGGAGGUCCCGUAGCCCCCGGAAACCUAUAGACUCCCUCCGGGACUCACGGUCCCUCAGCUAUUCGCCUGCUGAGCGCCGCCGUCCCUCGCCCCAGCCCUCACCACGGGACCAGCAGAGCAGCAGCAGUGAGCGGGGUUCCCGGAGAGGCCAGCGUGGAGAUAGCCGUUCCCCAGGCCAGAAGCGCAGGAGGGAUACACCUAGCCCCCGCUCCACACGGCACCGUUCCUCCAGGUCUCCAUGAAUGUUUUUUGGGGACUCCCACCAUACCCCAAGUUUUGGAGCCACAGGGAGUACCCCCUUCUCCCCAACAGCUGCAGGAGGGGUGCUUGUCCACCCCCCCUUUGAACCCUGGCAGCAUUUUGGGGGGAGGGCUCCCUACUUUCCUGCCUACUCCUUUUUUCUUUGUUCCUGUGAAAUGUUAAUCUCUGUGAGUUUUUCCUGGUUCACAUGUUUUGGGGGGUUGGGGUGGGUGGGAAUGAGAAUGGGAGUUGCUGGAGGGGAGGAUAUAGUUCAGGACUCCCCAGUCUUGAGUCAGAAAGGGCACUUUCCCCCCUCUAAGUUCCAGGGGGAAUGGUUUGGGACUUGGGAAGUUGUGUGAGGUGUUCCUAGAAAAAAGGGGCAGGAGUUGAAAUUAGUUGGCCCUUACUGCCCCCCAGUGUGACCCUCCCCUCCCAACCUUUCUUCACGUUUCUUAAAGGCAUUUUGGUUUUUUAAAAUCUGUACAGCAAGAGCAACUUUUUCUGUCAAAUAAAAAUGAGAAAUGCAA